UCUUUUUCUUCGCUUUUGGUUACAGUACCCCCAACGAAGGCCCCGUUUGUUCCUCGACACGUGUAUCGCGCGCUACGCCAUCGUUUAUGUAGCUAUCAUCAUCAUCUUCUUCAUCUUCAUUUUGGUUCGCAGCAGCAUCGUUCAUCAUGCAUCAUGCAUCAACCAUGACCGGCCGCUUCUUUCUUCUUCAUUCUUCUUCUUUUCUUGGCUUCGCUUGGCUUCGAUUCGAGGAUCCACUUCUUGUACAGCACAUACGCAACACGACGGGCGUGUUCUUGUUCCGCGAUUACUUUUUUCUCUUCUUCUUUUUCUUCUUCUUCAUUCUUCGUUCGUCUGCUUCGGCUUCUUCUCCACCUCCUCCACCUCCUCCUCCUACCGUCUACCUCCUCCUACCUCCUCGCCCCGUACUGUUGGUUCUGUCGUUCGGGCUCUCGGCCUGCCUGCCUCUCUCAUACCUACCCGUGUUUCUCGUGGACUCGGUCCUUUGCGAGCGAUUCGGCGUUCGAUACCACGGUGCUGCUGCUACUACUAUACUAUAUACUAUGCUACUACUGCUGCUGCUGCUCGAUUGCGUACGACCCACUACUGCGUAUUGCUGCUGCUACUGCUAUUCGUCUGUGGACUGUGGACUAGGUACUAUUGCUUGCUGUUGCUACUGUUGCUGCUGUUGCGCCUUACCUGUUUCUCGCCACCUUCACCACUAUUAUGUUUCAUUGUGUUGCGCAGUGCUAGGAAACGGUGUUGACGUUGUUGUUGUUGUUGUUGUUGUUGUUGUUGUUGUUGUUGUUGACGACGUUGUUUUGCGCCCUCUCUGUUUUGGUUUUUUUCGAGCUGAUGGCAGGUGUUGGAUUAGUGUGGCUUGGGUUGGCGCCUUGUGUAUGCAAUAGGCGUUGCGUGCAGUAGUAGUACCUAGUGUUGAGAGAGGAAAGGUAAUAAUGGAUUGGAAUCAAUGCAAUCAAUCAAACAGCAAUCAAUCGCCUGCGCAGUCGACUAGCCACCUAAGCGAGCGCGAAAGCCAGCACCGAGCGAGUGGGU
Aplosporella prunicola CBS 121167 is the source of this 1035-nucleotide messenger RNA. RefSeq lists its product as uncharacterized. The record is from RefSeq and is a predicted model, not a curated record. The transcript has a single exon. NCBI's taxonomy places the organism in Eukaryota, Fungi, Ascomycota, Dothideomycetes, Botryosphaeriales, Aplosporellaceae. Bases 147 to 887 code for a protein of 246 amino acids.